Messenger RNA from Oikopleura dioica, 897 nucleotides. Lineage: Eukaryota; Metazoa; Chordata; Appendicularia; Copelata; Oikopleuridae. The record is from the annotation of a GenBank genome assembly.
AUGAGCUCCAGAAAAUCGCAUUUGUGGAAUCAUAAAAGACUCGACGAUGAGUGCUAUUUAGAUGGCAGCACAAGCUCGACCGAGAAGAUGAUCAGAGAAAACAACGAAAAACGGAGGUCACACGAGUUUGACGAUGUGUACACUGGUUUCCAAAAGUUUGCCGAGGUUGUUGGUCCACAAGGACUGCGAUAUAUUGUCAACAAAGAAAUCCACCAAUAUCGCCGGAUAAUUUGGGCUAUCGCGUUUCUUGGUGGAAUUUCAUUCUCUGUCAAUAUGAUUUACAAAAACACCAUACGUUUUUACAAUUAUCCAACUAUGAUCAAGCCGGUUGAAGGAGUCAGAGCUGAAUUUCCCAAAGUCACUAUUUGUCUCAACUCUAUGCACUCUCAUGAAUCGCUUGAACGGACCUAUCCUGGUUUAGCUGAGAUUCUUCCAAUUUACUACGGCCAAGCUGAUCCUUCCGAAGAAAUCUACAAACGAAUCAACAUGUCAUAUUUGGAUUCACUCGAUAUGCUCGAUGUCAUGACUGAUACAAUCCCUUCAUAUUACAUUCAGGCCUGCAUGUUUCAGAAAAGAGACUGCAUAAAUGAUUGGAGAUUAGCGUUAACGAUGUAUGGAUAUUGUCUUCAGCUUAAUCCCGCAACGACGGAAAGAGAAAGUAUACUUAUGAAUAGUACUGAUGACAACAAUAACGGAGGUCGAACUGCGUCCCUUUCACUUGUCGUUUCCUUCAACAAGUCCGACUGGUCAAAUAUUGGAUGGGCCAAUUAUCUGGAAGGCUUCACACUGUACUACAGUGCAGCAGAUGAUGAAGCGCUUGAACCUGCCAAGUCAAUCCUUCUUACAGAUGUCACCAGAGGAGUGCCAAUCGUUUCACUUAGACAGGUUCCAGAAUGA